AUGGCUGCAGACUGGUUAGGUAGUCUGGUGUCGAUAAACUGCGGAGAAACUCUGGGGGUGUACCAAGGCGAGGUGUCGUCUGUGGACCAGUCCCAGCCAGACCAUCUCCCUCCAAGCAGCCCUUCUGAUGAGGUCAAGUGCCCUGUGCCCGAGGUCACUUUUAGUGCCGUGGACAUCAAGGAGCUGAAGGUCCUGGAUAUAGUGAGUGGUAGAGGUGGUGUGGUUCCGAAGAGCAGCGAUUCGGUCUCAGUCCCACACCCAGGACACCAUAAGACCCAGGACAGGCUGGCUUCACCGCAGCAGCAGUGCUCGAAAAGCUACGGCGAUAAACACCUGGAGGUGCCGGGCCAGCCCAAGGGUUUCCGACGGAGACACAACUCCUGGUCGUCCAGUAGUCGGGGCGCCAACCAGGUCACCCCGAAGAAGAGCGUUGUGAAGAACGGAGGAGGUGGUCAGAGGCAGCACAGGGACGAUGAGUGUUUCGGGGACAAUAUGGACGACGGGCUGGACACAGACUUUGACUUCGAGGGGAACCUGGCGCUGUUCGACAAAGCUGCCGUGUUCUCACAGAUCGCGGGUCGGAUCGCCGCGGUAACGGGGCCCGGUCGCGCGGUACGCCGCAAGAGCAGCAGCCGUCGCAAUACCGCCACGACAAGAACAUUCUAGAGACCAAACCUGUGGUUUACAGGCAGAUAGUUGUCCCUCAGCCUGGGGCCAAAGAGUAUUGCACUGGUACGCAUCUUCUCUCUCCUGCACCUGGCACCUACUACCAUACCCCGUUCAAAGCCACUUCAGUAUUUUAGCUUUCCC
Messenger RNA from Oncorhynchus gorbuscha (pink salmon), 810 nucleotides. Its product is annotated as enhancer of mRNA-decapping protein 3-like. The transcript is spliced from 3 exons. The record is from RefSeq and is a predicted model, not a curated record. NCBI's taxonomy places the organism in Eukaryota, Metazoa, Chordata, Actinopteri, Salmoniformes, Salmonidae. Gene Ontology annotation, molecular function: mRNA binding. Gene Ontology annotation, biological process: deadenylation-independent decapping of nuclear-transcribed mRNA; P-body assembly. Bases 1 to 666 code for a protein of 221 amino acids. Gene Ontology annotation, cellular component: P-body.